CGACUCCAACAUUGUCAUUGUUCAGUUUCGCUCCCAUCUGCAGUGGUCUGGUGUAGUUGAUUGUUGUUGCUCUUGUAGCUAUGGCCGCCUGUACCGCUUGCGCUUCCACUGCCUUGGCUGGGCAAUCCUUGCUCAAGCCUGUCAAUGAGCUCUCCCGCAAGGUCGGCUCCAGCCAGGCCCGCGUCACCAUGCGCAGGACCGUGAACAAGUCCGCUGGUAGCGAUAGCAUCUGGUAUGGAGCUGACAGACCCAAGUAUUUGGGCCCAUUUUCCGGUGAGACCCCCUCAUACCUUAACGGUGAGUUCGCUGGUGACUACGGAUGGGACACCGCUGGACUCUCCUCCGACCCCGAGACCUUUGCCCGCAACAGGGAGCUUGAGGUUAUUCACGCCCGCUGGGCCAUGCUCGGAGCUUUGGGGUGCGUGACCCCUGAGCUGUUGGCGAAGAGCGGUGUGAAGUUCGGUGAAGCUGUGUGGUUCAAGGCCGGAGCUCAAAUCUUCAGCGAGGGUGGUCUUGAUUACUUGGGCAACCCCAGCCUUGUGCACGCUCAGAGCAUCCUGGCCAUCUGGGCUUGCCAGGUUAUCCUUAUGGGAGCUGUUGAGGGUUACCGUGUUGCCGGUGGACCAUUGGGUGAGGUGACUGACCCCAUCUACCCCGGAGGCUCAUUCGACCCCUUGGGUUUGGCUGACGACCCCGACACCUUCGCUGAGUUGAAGGUGAAGGAGAUCAAGAACGGGCGAUUGGCCAUGUUCUCGAUGUUCGGAUUCUUCGUUCAGGCUAUCGUGACCGGAAAGGGCCCAUUGGAGAACUUGAACGACCACUUGGCCGACCCCGUUGCCAACAACGCAUGGGCCUACGCCACCAACUUCGUUCCCGGGAACUAGACUAUUGACAUGAACAUGUCGCUGUGAUUGAGAAUUGUAUCAUAGAUCUUUAGCAAUGUAAGACGGGGCUUUUUAAUCUAUCGGGAACUAUCUACCUAUUGUGGCUGCAAUGAGUGAGAUGGUGUGUUUACCACUGAA
This is a messenger RNA of Physcomitrium patens, 1022 nucleotides long. Its product is annotated as chlorophyll a-b binding protein, chloroplastic. Gene Ontology annotation, cellular component: membrane. The record is from RefSeq and is a predicted model, not a curated record. Gene Ontology annotation, biological process: photosynthesis, light harvesting. Lineage: Eukaryota; Viridiplantae; Streptophyta; Bryopsida; Funariales; Funariaceae.